AUGUGGAUGGAACACGGUGCUGUUGUGGAUAUGGAGCACGACGUGGCCGAGCGCCGCGAUGAACCGACGACUCCAGCCGAACGGAUUGAGAUUGUGGACUAUAUCAUUGAACAACGGGCGCGAUUGACCAAGCAAGAUGUUUGGAUCCACGAUCUGUUUCCGAUGCACAAUGAAAGCGUGACGAACACGUUAAUUCAUCGUUGGGUCGCGUCCUGGCGACUCCACGAAUUGGAUGAUAAGAAAGUGUUGUUGUCGCUACGCUACAAUUUCGGUGAAAAGGUGGCAUACUAUUUCGCGUUUAUCAAGUACUACAACACAUGGCUCAUACCACUCGCAGCAAUCGGUAUUUUGUUGGAGCUUCUGCGUGGUGUCAUUGCCAUGACGAUGUACAUGCGAAUCCUUCCAUUUUGGGGUCUGGGGGUGUCGGUUGUAUGGGGUUUCGGAUUCCUCAAGUCGUGGGAGCGCGAAAACGCGUGCAUCCAAUACGAGUGGACAGGCAAACUGCAUGUCAAGCAAAUCGAGUAUCGUAACAAACGAUUCUUUGGAGAGUCUCGAGUAAAUGCGUUGACAGGUGAAGUAGAAUUGGUGUAUCCGGCGUGGCGACGGAUGCCCAAAUAUUUCUGUGUGUUUCUAUUCAUGCUGUGCCAGAUGCUGAUCAUGAUGAUCCUCGUCGCGAGCUGGGUUACGAUAUAUGAGAUUUUGAAAGCGAGCUACAAAGAUAGCUACAUUUUCUCGACGCAAUGGUUUCUCAUUUUGCUAGAAGGGUGUGUCUUUGGCUUCUUCGUCGACGUCGUUCAGUGGAACAUGGUGGUAACGAAAAUGGGUGCUCUGUUCACUCAUUGGGAGAACUAUCGAACGGAGGAGCAGUACGAAAAGGCGCUGAUUCGCAAGCUCUUUUUGCUCGACUUUCUUAACUACUUUACUUGGUUUUUCUCGCUAGCAUUCGUGUUUGUGAUACCGGGGCUGGGCAAUUAUUUGACAAACACUUUGAACCACACGUUUUUCGGUGACGCCAUCAAUUGCUGCUUCGGACCGUAUGUCGAUCAAGCUGGCUCAUGUACUACGUGUCCUGUGGGUGAUAAGGACGACACCUGUGUCGAGUGCGUUGGGUUCUUUACCUUUGAUCGUCGUCACGUGGACUUGAGCGCUAUGUUUGUCACUCCCAUCGUGAUCACACAGCUGUUAAACAUACUACUGAGGCUAAUAGCACCCAUCCUCGUGCGAAGACGUCGUGAAACCGCCCAGGCACAUGCCGAUACACUAGCACAGAAGCGCGUUCUUGAAUCAGGCUCACUCAAGAUCUUGGGGUCCCUGGACUAUGCAGACCAGAAGGCGUCUCAAUUCGACAACAAGUCCAGUUCGCGGUAUCUGGAGUACACCCCUACGGAAAUUGAGGUUCUCAAUAAGAAGGCUCGUGAGAUUUUGUUCGACAGCGAGCAAGAUACUUACGACCCAUACGACGACUUUCAUGUGCUAACGGUGCAGUUUGGUUUCACCGUCAUGUUCUCAAUGCUGUGGCCGUUGAUGCCGUUCGCUUGCUUUCUGAUCAAUAGCAUUAAGGGCCGCACGGACGGCUACCGGCUUUGCAAAACACUGAAACGCCCGAUUCCACGACGAGCCAAUGGCAUUGGGGCUUGGAAUGGUAUACUUACCACUUACGCGUACAUCGCAGUCAUCGUCAACGUUUUGUUGAUUUGCAUCUCGACAGGGGUACUGGAGUUUUUCGAUGAAACAUGCGUCGCCGAUAUUCGACACCAGCUCGAAAAGCAGGGGAAAACUAUUGACGACUUUACCUUUGGUCCGGACUUUGGCUGUAUACAUAUCUCAUGGCGCCUUCUGUUCAUUCUACUGUUGGAGCAUUUUUUUGUGGCAGUAGCUUACGCGAGCACGCGGCGCGUUCCUGGCGUCCCCAGCUGGAUCAGGGAUGUCAUGAAUGAUAGAGAAAACAAGUUUAAAAAGCUCCUGCGCGAGCACGAGCUGGAAUUGUUUCCUCCGAAUUAG
This is a messenger RNA of Peronospora matthiolae, 2001 nucleotides long. The record is from the annotation of a GenBank genome assembly. Lineage: Eukaryota; Oomycota; Peronosporomycetes; Peronosporales; Peronosporaceae.